Messenger RNA from Pseudocercospora fijiensis CIRAD86, 870 nucleotides. RefSeq lists its product as uncharacterized. The coding region runs from base 1 to 870 and encodes 289 amino acids. The record is from RefSeq and is a predicted model, not a curated record. The transcript has 8 exons. Lineage: Eukaryota; Fungi; Ascomycota; Dothideomycetes; Mycosphaerellales; Mycosphaerellaceae.
AUGCUCGAAAAGCUUCCGCGUAAGAAGACAGGGCCUCACCACCAUAUCGCCCUCCAUAUUGGCAUCCACCUAAAGCGUGUGUAUACACGGAUCAACGGAGUGGUUCUGGAACGACAUGCGCUGAACACUCAUACAGCACCGUUGAGGUCUCAAAUUCGGUCAAGGUUUGUCAGGUGGAAUGCCGGACGGCCGGCGGACACCAUCUUGCUCAGUCUCUACCGGCUCGGUACCGACGUGCAUCUGUCAUCUGUCACCGCAGAAGGGCAUCACAGCACAGCGUAUAAUAUGGCCUGUCUCUGGCACUGGCACAACGAGUCGGACGUUUGCAAACGACACACUUACCAAAGCUGGCGUUCAGGGACGAGGCUGAAUCUACGGCGUCCAGACCACGAGGCCUUACAAAUGAGAAAUGCUCGCUUACCUUACGUUCAGGCAUCUGGACUUUUGUCUCCUGGACGAAAUAAUCUGAAACUGCACUCUCACUCGUGCUCUACCAACGCACUGGGCCUGCCAUGCACGAAAACCACGCUCACAUCUCCAGCCUGGCGUCGAUCCCGUUUGAUGUUGCACCACGCUAGCCAUUUCCACGUGCGCGUCAUAACAUGCUCCAUCGGCCUUCAAGACGUGGAAGCUGUGAGCACACAGGGAUAUGACCAAGCCAGCAGGGUAAACUGUACUGUACUCACCAUGCAAGAGGUUGCAGUGGAAUGGAAUGUGGACCACAACUUGAAAGAUCUUUAUGUUGCCACCAAUCUUUCGAGGCCUUCCUUUCUGAGCCUCGUCCAUACAAAGCCAGGUUCCACCAACGCCUCGCUAAAAAUUUCAAACUGCAUUCAUGCUAUACCCUCCGCGGUGGCCAAGUAUUGGUGA